CUGGAUCAGAGAUGGAGGCGGGGCCAGAGGAACAUUCUCUCUUCAGAGCAGGAAUCAAAACAAGAGAGGGACACGCCUUCUUCAUGGUGUACCUCUGCUGUCAAGACUGCCUGCACAAAUCUGGAGGAUGAUGAUCGAACUGUAACAUCUGCAUCCCCCGUGCAUUCCGAUUCGCAUUGGAUUCGUCAAGCACCCUCGACAUGAUAUCCGCACAAAUUCUCGGUGGCUGUCGCUGACAGGCUGCAUUCAUACUGAGCGCACCAUCAUGCCCAACCAAAAAAGCAACAAGGGGAAGAGAAAUAAACGCACGAACAGUAGCGGGGACGAGCAAGAAAAUGGAGCCUCUGCGUCUGCGGUUACAGGAGGAACUGCCUCGGUGUUGACUGGAGCGACAGCGGGUCCGCCGAGCGACAAUAGAAGCGAGGCUCCAUGUGCCACCCCAUUAGUGUGCAGUCUGGGCCGUCCCGUUGACCUUGAGAAGGACGACUACCAGCGUGUGGUGUGCAACAGUGAAAUCUGCCCCUACAGCAAUUGGAUGCACCUGCAGUGCUUCUAUGAGUGGGAGAGCAGCAUCCUGGUGCAGUUCAACUGCAUCGGCCGGGCCCGCAGCUGGAACGAGAAGCAGUGCCGACAAAACAUGUGGACCAAAAAGGGCUACGAUCUGGCCUUCCGCUUCUGCUCCUGCCGCUGUGGCCAGGGACACCUGAAAAAAGACACAGACUGGUACCAGGUGAAACGCAUGCAGGACGAGCGCAAGAAAAAGGUACCGGAGAAAGGGAGCGGGAAGCCCAGCAGUUCUGCCUGCGUAGGUGGUGCAUGCGGCGGAGGUGGUCCGGAAGCUGCCGAUGAGCCCAAGAAAGGGAAAUCAUCUGCAAGCCAUAAGCUAGCGCACCGCGGCUCCAGUCAGGAACUGUCUCGCAGACAAUCGGCAGAUUGGCAGAACUGUCUGGAGAGGUGUCACGCUGGUCUUCCCAAUGCCGCCAGCGGGGUUUCCCACGGGCUUCUCUCCCCUUGCGAAUCCCCCGCUCAGUCCCCUCCGUCGGUCUUCUCCUCCUUCUGCCCCCAGUCCCUCGGUGGCCCGCGGAGUUCGAGGCACCUGGGCGAGUUUCUUAAGAACGCGGUUCAUAUGGAAGGCCACAGGAAGCAUUUGCUGUCCGGAGGUGGGGUGGCACAUGGCGGGGCUCAAUUUGAGCAGGGAGCCACCAACAUGUGCCUCCCUCGGCUUUCUCCCGGAGACAACUCUGUGCAGUUCUUGAGGAGGCUGGAUCUUUCUGAGCUGCUCACGCACGUUCCACGCCACAAGCUCAACACCUAUCAUGUGCGAAUGGAGGACGAUGCCCAGGCCGGGCAGGGAGAGGACCUCAGGAAGUUCAUCCUCUCUGCGCUCAGUGCGAGUCACCGCAAUGUGGUGAACUGUGCCCUCUGCCAUCACACCCUGCCCAUCUUUGAGCAGUUCCCUUUAGUGGAUGGAACGCUGUUCCUGAGCCCUUCACGCCAUGAUGAGAUUGAGUAUGAUGUACCUUGCCAUUUACAAGGGAGGCUGAUGCACCUUUAUGCCAUCUGUGUGGACUGCCUGGAAGGAGUGCACAAAAUCGUGUGUAUAAAGUGCAAAUCCAGGUGGGAUGGAAGCUGGCACCAGCUGGGCACAAUGUACACAUAUGACAUACUGGCUGCAUCACCAUGCUGCCAGGCCCGGCUGAACUGCAAGCAUUGUGGGAAACCUGUCAUAGAUGUACGUGUGGGCAUGCAGUAUUUCUCUGAGUACAGCAAUGUACAGCAGUGUCCUCACUGUGGCAAUCUGGACUAUCACUUUGUAAAGCCAUUCUCCUCGUUCAAAGUUCUCGAAGCUUAUUGACAAAAGUUGCAUUUGCAUGCUAGUAUUUUCCCCUGUUUUUUCUAUUGAUAGAAUUACUUAUUUUGGGCUCUUGUCGACACUUUGUGUGGAAUUAGGAACAAAAUAGAAAGAAUCAAAGCAUAUGAUGCUGAUCGACGGAGAGCGUGUCUUUUAUUAAGGGAAAGAGGGUGUGCUUUUGCAUAUAUUCUAACGCCAUCCUUGAAAUGUUUGAGCUUGCAUUUAAAAAACAAAGCAACAAUACUGUGACAAGUGAAUGUAUCUCUGUAUGCCAAAUUU
Molecule: messenger RNA, 2131 nt
Organism: Sinocyclocheilus anshuiensis
Lineage: Eukaryota; Metazoa; Chordata; Actinopteri; Cypriniformes; Cyprinidae
Product: headcase protein homolog
Exons: 4
Coding region: 266-1855 (529 amino acids)
Source: RefSeq, a predicted model, not a curated record